GUUCCGGUGGUUCCGGUACCGCUGUACUGUUUUUGUCCCCCGGCUCGGCGCUCGGCGUCCCGCCCCCUGACGGUGUGGCACGUCUUGACGCUUUUCCACGUCGCCGCUCCGUCUCACAGGCGAACUCGCUGCGUAUGUAUGCGUGUCUCCAGCUAGGCCAGAGAGUGAUGGCGGCGCCCGUCCUGAGAGUGUCCACCCCUCGGUGGGAGAGAAUAGCCCGGCUCCUCGUCUGCCUGCUGGGCAUACUGCUGUCUUUAUAUGCCUUUCACGUCGAGAGGGAAAAGGCUCGGGAUCCGAGUUACAAGGCUAUGUGCGACGUCAGCAGCUCCAUCAGCUGCUCGAAAGUGUUCAGCUCAAGGUGGGGUCGAGGAUUUGGACUCUUGGGCUCAAUCUUUGGAAACGACAGCGCACUGAACCAACCCAACAGUGUCUACGGGAUCGUGUUUUAUGCCUUUCAGCUUCUACUAGGAAUGACUGUGAGUGCAAUGGCCGCCCUUAUUCUCAUGACGACAUCCAUCUUGUCGGUGGUGGGUUCGCUCUACCUGGGCUACAUCCUCUACUUUGUCCUAAAGGACUUCUGCAUCAUCUGCAUCACCACAUAUGCGCUGAACUUCAUUCUCUUUAUUCUCAACUACAAGCGACUGGUUUACUUGAAUGAGGCCUGGAAGCAGCAGCUUCAGGCCAAGCAGGACUAAAGCUGUCGAGAAACGGCAAGAAAAAUACAACAAACAAACAAACGACAACAACAACAACAACAACAAAAAAAGAAAAAGAAAUGUGACCUCUGAACUUUUGACUUGCCACCAGGAGACCUUGCUUCCAAACAAUGUUUAUUCUGCUGUGUGUUCAAAAAAAAUGAAGAAAUUUAACUUAAAUGUUGGGCCUGACAUCUCAAUGUUGCAAACACGGAAGGAUUUGUAAGUGACAGAUGAUUUUUUUUUUUUCCUUUUAAUUUCUUUUUUUUCUUACUUGUUUAACAUUGUACUCACUUAAAGGAAGGGGCUGGCUAUAUGCGCGUGGGGGAAACACUUCAACCUGAGCAAGCAGAAGCAGAACGCCACAAUACAGAACGACGGAGGACAGUUCUCUUUUGAACAAAAACGGAUCGCAGCGUGGAAGAGAAACGGGACAUUUUAAAAAAAUAAAGAGGGGGGGUUUACUUGAAAUGGUUAGAAAGGUCCUAAUACUGCACAGCAGAUCUGCACUAAAAGUUCGGGGCCGAAUAACGGUUUCCAAAAAUAUAGAAAACACUCAUUAGGUCAUCGUGCAGGUACGGUUCUUUGUCAAGGCGGUUAGGGCGGGCGGGCAGGAUGAUUAACAUUUAUACAAGAUAGGGUUUUUUUUUUUCCAUGUUUACACUUUGUAGUAUGUUACUUUUUUUUUUUUUUUUUUGAAGAGGACCACUAAGAAUAAAACACAGGACAAUGUGAGAUAUUGUGUGUAGAUCAGUCAGAUUGUUUGUUUUGCAAUUCUGUAAAUAGCUGCUGAGCAAUAUUCCAGGCUAGAUUGUGAUUUUAGUGUUGACACAAACCUUUAAGGAGAAAACAACAAUUAAAAAAACAAAAAAAAAACACACCAAAAAAACCUUUAAAAAAAACACAAAAAAAACAGGAGAGAUGAUCAAGGUCACAGUUUUUAGGUGGAGGAAGUCUGAAGAUGUUGCUUGGGGUGGGGCAUCUUCCGUCCUGUAAAAUCCUGGUCAGGCAUGCAGUUCAGAGUCGUGUGGAUUUCUUUGUUGUAAGUGGUUAUUGUUUCACCCGAAAAGCCACCAACACAAGUCUUUUAAAACAGAGCUAUCGCUUCUUUUGACCAAGUUUGCGUAAAAAGGCACCCUCACUUUUUUUUUUUUUUUCUUGGUUUGUUUAUUCUGUGAAGAGCAUUCCUGACCACCACUCAAGUGGGAUCCAUAAAGACUUAUGUGCCUAAAGGAGUGUUAAGGUGAAUUACCUUUCUUUCUUUUUCUUUUUAAAAAAAAUGUUUUUGGGUGUGGGGUGGAGGAGGCGGAUGGGCAGGGGGGUAAAUGUCAUGUUAACACCAGUUUUGCUCGUUGUUUUAUUGUCACAGGUCCAAGGCUUUAUUUUUAUGAUCACAGUUUUGUAAAUUAAAGAUACCAGUGAAGUGUUUCUCCCUCCCUAAUAAGAGUCUCAUGAGGUAGCAAAAGGCUGCUACACUGUGAUCGUCUGCUCAAGGGGUAAGAGUGGCCCGGUGACAGAAGCAUCUCUUCUCUUUGCUGUUUUCAUUUGCAUUAAUUGCUCAUCUGGCUUUUUUUUUGUUUUGUUUGUUUGGUUUUGUUCACUGUCCAGCCUGUAUAAAUUUGAUGUCAAUUGAACGGUAACAGUGAUCUUGCCAAGCUGAGUUACGGUUCAUUUGCAGGAUGUGAACAAAACUUGGAGGGAUGUGACGCUUUGUUGGACAAGGUGUACGAUUCUGUAAGAAAACAAAACAGUAUGUUAAGCCAUAUGUGGAAGAUUGUGGGAGAUUUAUCCAGGAUGCUGAUGGUUUGCAAACACUGAAGCUUCUCAUUAAAUGGUCGAUCUAACAUAGUUCAUACAGAGACAGAUCACAGCAUGGGGCGGGGGGUGAAGCAGCCACUGCUCGCAGCUUGGCUUUGCCAGAAACCCACAGUAUUGUCAGCUCAGAUCAGCGACUGAGUCUGACCGUUUGUCUCUUUUUCCAUCCAGAACCCACCGAUUUUAAAGCAUCCUAAUGUCAGAUGCAUGGUACACUAUCUCCUGGCUUUAAGCAUAUGUUGGCCGUCGGACAAUCUUGCACACACACUGUCGAAGAUGUAGUAGUAAUAACUGUAAUAAUGUGAGUCAUCUGUGGUGUUUAAACCAGCUUGUUAAUAGUUUCCAUCACUGCUAGUUUCCAUGCCCCCGUCACAGUUACUACAGUCCUCCAUGGCGUUUUUUUUUUUUUUGGUUUUCUUUUUAUAUGUGGGGUGACGAUGGCAGUAAGGUGCUUCCUGUGGUAACAUGAAGUCAUCGGCUAUGUAUGAAAACGGAAAUUAUGUUUUUUUUUUUUUGUUUGUUUGUUUUUCAGGAAGUUGUUUGUUCAUGCAUGUUGUAACAUUUACUACUUAUCAUAUUUAGGCUGUGUUACAUCGCUGUUACACAUUUUCCAAAGCAUACCAAAGUGUGUUAUAUUUUAAAAUAGUUCUUCCUUCACUGUGAGAAUAAUAUACACUGUUAACUAUGUCAAUAUUUGUCCUUUCAAGUAUCAUGUGAUGCAGCCUGCUUGUCAAAUCUAGACUUGAGUUACCUACCUUAAGAGUAAUCCACAGAGUCAGCACUACACUUCUGAAACAUCUAUUCAAAGUCAUGAAGUAAAACUAGAGAUUUGCUCUACCUUCUGGCGCCUACAUUGUCCAUAAUGCAACUCUACCGCUGACAGUUCGGUCUGAGAUUCUGGCUUGUUAUGCGAGUAGCAGCUAAUGUAGCUGGCCUUAUGCAGAGACGAGGAGCGUGCCAUAGAGGAACUUUGUAGUCUUUAGCCCCAACUGAAGCACUUCACACAACUCCAUCUGGAGACACAAAAAGCUUUACGAAAGUUUUGUUUAGUAGAACGCCCCAAAACCUGUGAAAUCUAAAAUCUGUUUCCUUUUUUUUAAAGCAAAUUUCAAAGACGGAAGCUCAUGUAAACACGACGGUUUGCUUUGGAAAAUGGUUGGCAGUUCUAUUACUUCAACAUGAUUGGUAGUAAACAUGCGUGCAGCAGUUUUGAUGAUUUUAAAUGUUGCGGCAUCUCUUAGCGAGUCAUCGAGAUCUUCCCUAUACAGUAUUGCCUUGUCGAGCUUAGAUCAGGUUUCUUAUUCAUUUCACAACAACACUGUUCAUGUCCUUUUUCUGGGAAUGCCUGUGCACUCACAUGUAAGACAAGUCUCCUAUGGAUUCACUUGGACAGGUCAAAUUUUGUUAUUUUAAUUUAGUGAAGUCUGGCAUAACUUGCUAGUUUUUUUGGGGUCCCACGUAGAUCAACUACAGAACUGACAAGUGCACAUGUAGGUAGCCCAUUAUUCUGUUCAUGAUUCCAGUCAUAUGCAAGCCUGUUACACUAGCACUGUGUGCAGUUACUUUAAAAGAAAGAAAAAUGGGUAAAGGAAUUUGGAUGUUGAGUCAGAAAGUCUUUGGCUCACCAUGUCGCGUGAUGAUUUAAAAAAACAACAAAAAAACAAAAAAGGUCAAAUUGAUCGAUUACUGCAUUCUCAUUAAUAUUCAUUUAGGCCCUGAGGUAUAACUGCCAUGUUAGUUGCAUCACAAAUGCCAACAAAAGUGCCUUCUGUUUGAUCACUAGGCCUUGAGCCAAAGACGAGCAACAGUAAUAGCCUUGUAAAACGAAGAAUGGUAACUGUAACAGGCACUUCUGCUUGCCUUUCCUUAAGAUGUAAUCUGAUAAAUUGGUAAUUCCCAAAGAUUUGAUAUGGUGUAUCGGUGCAAAGAUCCACACUCAGAAAUUGCCAGACAAAAUGCCCUGUCAAACUAUCGGUCACUCCUUUUCUUUUCCUUCCUGAACUCCACUAUAUUAUUACCUUUAUUUUGUCUAGUUAGGACGUUUGUUAGCGAAGAAUACACUCUGUUUAAACUACAUGAUUGUAAUGUUCUUUUUCAUCAUUAAUUGUGCCCUUUAGCUGUAUAGACUGUUAACAUUCUGGGUUAUUUUAGUUAAAAAAAAAAAAAGUUGAGGGGUUGGAGGGCUAGGAAUCCAUGUGUCAGCAUAAAAAUGUUUAUUACAUUUCUUUGUGGAGGAAAACUUACUGGGUUUGCUUCUGUAUUGCCAAAUAUGUUUUAAAAUGCUGUAUUUUCUUACAUGGAAAAGUGUUACAUGAAUGGUAGGAGGGUGCAAAAAAAAUAAUCGGUUUAAAAUCCAGCUUACUUUAAGGGAAAACUGUGGAAAAAGGUUGACAUGAGAACAUUUUUAAUUGUGUCAUUGUCAUGUGGAAAUGAUCUACCAUUAAAACAUUCCCUCUGAAA
Molecule: messenger RNA, 4970 nt
Organism: Larimichthys crocea (large yellow croaker)
Lineage: Eukaryota; Metazoa; Chordata; Actinopteri; Sciaenidae
Gene: vkorc1l1
Product: vitamin K epoxide reductase complex, subunit 1-like 1
Exons: 3
Coding region: 135-695 (186 amino acids)
Biological process (GO): vitamin K metabolic process; peptidyl-glutamic acid carboxylation
Molecular function (GO): vitamin-K-epoxide reductase (warfarin-sensitive) activity
Source: RefSeq, a predicted model, not a curated record